Messenger RNA from Conger conger (European conger), 1732 nucleotides. RefSeq names its product peptidoglycan recognition protein 6 (gene pglyrp6). NCBI's taxonomy places the organism in Eukaryota, Metazoa, Chordata, Actinopteri, Anguilliformes, Congridae. The record is from RefSeq and is a predicted model, not a curated record. Gene Ontology annotation, molecular function: N-acetylmuramoyl-L-alanine amidase activity; peptidoglycan binding; zinc ion binding. The transcript is spliced from 6 exons. Bases 260 to 1666 code for a protein of 468 amino acids. Gene Ontology annotation, biological process: defense response to Gram-positive bacterium; peptidoglycan catabolic process; detection of bacterium.
GUGUGCAAGUUUGUCCCAACGGGAUUUUGUGUAUGUAUACAAUGAGGAAACGCUGUCACACAGUGCCUUAUCUCUGCCGGUGACAUUACACGUUGCAGUGACAAUUGCAUUCCAAAUUUAUUGUUGGAAAAAAGGCAUGGGAUCUGCUCAUCGGCUUAAAACUGUGUCGGAACUGCGAGUGUUGACAGUGUUUGCCUGAGUCGCCGUGGGUCUGUGCUUGUCAGCUCCGAGGGAGAUCUGAGAGAGUUCACCGUUUCUGAUGGGAUCCAUGGCGAUAAACAUCGUCGCUAUGGUUGCGCUGGGCACCGUUGCCCUUUGCCACGCCGCCCCCCAGCGGACCAUGGAGAGCUUCAUCACGGCCGUGGAGCAGGUGGAAGAGUGGGACCCAGAGAUGGGGGUCCUGAGCGUGCUGAAGACCCUGCGGAGGUUCGGGGGGCUGGAUGACCCGUUCGUCCGACACUUCCUGGGUCCGCCGAGCGAGACGCCUCUUCCCACAAUCCCCUCCGAGGCGUCCGACUUCCUCCGGAGCGCGAUCAGUCACCGGGUCACCGAGACCGAGGAGGAGGGCGUGGUCCUGACGGGGGACGGCACCACGGUGGCCCUGGCCCCGCUCAUUCUGGGCGUGGAGGCGGGUCUGCUGGCGCCUCCGGGCCUGUACCCCCUCGCCCUGGCCCGGACCCUGGGCCUGGCCUUCCUCCGCGCCGGGACGCCCCCGCUCUGGGACAGCCUGGGCCCCGGUGGCUGCUGGGACAACUUGACGUCGCCGCGCACCUUCACGCUCUCCGGGACGCCGACCCCGGCGACGGACGCCGUGGUUAACGGCGGGAUGGACGGCGUGAUCCUCGGGGCCGAGCUCUCCGGACGGGCCCCGAAACCCCCGCCCCGGCUGAGCGGCCUCCUGAGGCUGUACUACCAGCACCGCCUGCAGGGGGCAGGCCUGAGCUCGGCCCCCCGCCUCAUCAGCCCGCGCCGCAGGGAGAACUUCCGCACGCUGGUCAGCCCCUCCCUGCUCCAGGACCAGGUGCGGGAGUCCCUGGCCCUGCACCGCCGCCUGACUGCCCACCCCGGGCCGGAGGAGGGGCAGGAGAGCGAGGCUGUGCUCACGGCAGGGGUGGAGCUGUUCGUCCACAGGUACAUGGACUGCCCUGCCAUAAUCCCGCGGUGCCAGUGGGGGGCGGAGCCGUACCGGGGCACGCCCACGCAGCUGGCCCUGCCCCUGUCCUUCCUGUACGUGCACCACACGUACCAGCCGGGCCAGCCCUGCCUCUCCUUCGACCGGUGCGCCGCGGACAUGAGGGCCAUGCAGCGCUUCCACCAGGACGACCGCGGCUGGGACGACAUCGGCUACAGCUUCGUGGUGGGCUCGGACGGGUACGUGUACGAGGGCCGGGGCUGGCAGUGGAGAGGAGCGCACACCAAGGGCCACAACUCGCUGGGCUACGGCGUCUCCUUCAUUGGCGACUACACGGCCAGCCUGCCCUCCGCCCACACCCUGGCGCUGGCCCGCGACCGCCUGACGGCCUGCGCCGUGGGCGGGGCCCGCCUCACCGCCAACUACACCGUCCACGGCCACCGGCAGCUGGUCAACACCUCCUGCCCCGGGGACGCCCUCUUCUCCGAGAUCAAGGGCUGGCCGCACUUCAGGGAAGUGGAAGUCAAGCCUUGAAGAUGGAGAACAAGGAGACACCUGAAUCAAAAAAUAAAAUAAUUUCACUGCAUAAACCAAAGUAGA